Molecule: messenger RNA, 307 nt
Organism: Geodia barretti
Lineage: Eukaryota; Metazoa; Porifera; Demospongiae; Tetractinellida; Geodiidae
Source: the annotation of a GenBank genome assembly
GACCUCUAAACAAGAUGGCGGUCGAACACGCAGUAGGAGCGAAGUUCUACGUUCCUCUUGAGAGCGGCGAAGAGGCUGUUCUAGAGUAUUCAGAGAGACUCGACGGCUCUUUAGAUCUGCACCAUACUGAAGUUCCAACCAGUCAAAGAGGCAAGGGGCUUGGGGAGUCCUCGCACAGGCUGCUUUCAGUUAUGCAAAAGAGAAAGGUCUAAAGGUCGUCCCGACAUGUUCGUACAUACAGCACUACACAUCGAAACACCCAGAAUACAACGACAUCAUAAUUACCUCAUAAAUGAAUCAUUAUUAU